AUGAAGAUCGAAACUGCAAUUCCCGUGGCUUUUGCCGCAGCCGUUGGUUCGGCCUUGGUGCUGCCAGACUUGGAAAAAUCCUCGCAUGACGUUGCGGAACGUGUUACCGGUGCGUUGCGUAAGGGUGAAUCCGUUGUUUCAUCGUUUGCGAAGGAAAUGACGAAAACUGCGGCCGAAAAGGGCGAAUCCAUCAAACUCGCCCCGUUCAUCUCCCACACUGAAACUCCCUACGGAGUGAUUCCUCACCGCUACAUUGUGGUGUUCAAGAGCCACGUCUCGCCUCAGGAGGCCGACUAUCACCACCAAGUUGUCGCGCUGGCGCAACAGGAAUCGUUGGCUAAGGUUCCCCUCACAGAUUCGUUCUAUGAGGCUACUGCCGGUUAUCCUAGCGAGGAAGGAAACGAUAACUAUGCCAGAAUAUUCGGUAAGGCCAAAACUGUCGACGGUGGCAUUCAGGACACGUUUGACCUAGCCGGUCUGCUACACGGGUACAUUGGGUACUUCACGCAAGAAGUGGUGGACUUUCUCCGUAUGAACCCUCUUGUUGAGUUGGUCGAGCAGGAUUCUAUAGUGUACUCUCAAGAGUUUGACACUCAAAAUGGUGCGCCAUGGGGUCUAUCGCGUAUUUCGCACCGUGAGAAACUCAACUUGGGUUCUUUCAACAAGUACUUGUACGACGAUGCCGCCGGUAAGGGCGUCACCUCCUAUGUCAUCGACACCGGUAUCAACGUUGACCACAACGAUUUUGACGGCAGAGCCGUUUGGGGUAAGACCAUUCCUACGAACGACCUGGACCAAGAUGGUAACGGCCAUGGUACCCACUGUGCUGGUACCAUUGCUUCCAAGCACUAUGGUGUUGCCAAGAACGCAGAGGUUGUUGCUGUCAAGGUUUUGAGAUCUAACGGUUCUGGUUCGAUGUCCGACGUUGUGAAGGGUGUCGAAUUUGCCGCAAAGUCCCACCAGGAUGCUGUCAAGAGCAACAAGAAGGGAUUCAAGGGCUCUACCGCUAACAUGUCAUUGGGUGGAGGAAAAUCUCCCGCGCUUGACUUGGCUGUCAACGCUGCUGUCAAAGCCGGUUUGCAUUUCGCCGUCGCUGCUGGUAACGAAAACCAGGACGCCUGUAACACUUCUCCUGCAGCUGCCGAGAACGCCAUAACUGUUGGUGCAUCCACUUUGGCAGACGACAGAGCUUAUUUCUCUAACUGGGGUAAGUGUGUCGAUAUUUUUGCCCCAGGGCUAAAUGUUUUGUCCACCUACAUCGGCUCUGAGACUGCCACUGCGACCUUGUCUGGUACUUCCAUGGCAUCCCCUCACGUCGCUGGUCUUUUGACUUACUUCCUGUCUUUGCAACCUGACUCUGACAGUGAGUUUUACGUUGCCGGUGGCGUCACCCCAGCACAAUUGAAGAAAAAGUUGAUUGCUUACAGUACCAAGAAUGUCUUGGGCGAUUUGCCUGAGGACACUGUAAACUACCUAAUUUACAACGGUGGUGGCCAAGACCUGAAGAAGUUCUGGGCUGAAGAGACUGACUCGGAAAAUGAAGCUGAUUCUUCGAAGGGCGCUGUCGCUGCCGAAUUUGAGAGUUUCAUCGAGGGCUUGACCGAAAAAACCGAUCACAUCAAUGAAGAAAUCAGAGAUGUUUUUGACAAGCUGACCGGUCUAUUGUAG
Messenger RNA from Lachancea sp. 'fantastica', 1668 nucleotides. Lineage: Eukaryota; Fungi; Ascomycota; Saccharomycetes; Saccharomycetales; Saccharomycetaceae. The record is from the annotation of a GenBank genome assembly.